AAUCCCAUUUCAGUUAUGCAAGCAACAGAGGUGCACUGUACUGACCAAAUUGCAGAAGUAUCAUGACUUUCAGCUUCUGGAAAAACUGAAUUUUCAACCUGUUGACACAUCCCCCUCUGCUGAUUCACAGAUGUAGGAGCUUUAUAUAGAGGGUGGGGAGCAAAACUUCUCUCAGUCUGUAUAUCUACAACACAGAGCAAGUACUACAGCAUACUCCGCAACCAGGACAUUAUGACGCGGAUUUAUCAUCUAAUUGGAAUCUUAGUUUCCCUUAUGAUCCAUUUGACUCAUAGCCAGUGCCCUAAGGACUGCAAAUGUCUUCGUGCUGGCCAAGUGGACUGUUUUGGAGCAGACAUUGUUGAAAUUCCACGUACUUUUCCUCAGAACAUCAGAACACUUCAAAUAAUAAGCACUGAGGUGACAGAACUAGAAAAUGGUAUUUUGGAAAACAUGACAUCUUUAUUGAUUUUGCGGAUUGAAAAAAGUGAACUGUCUACCAUAGGAUCAAAUGCAUUUAACAACCUCAUAUCCCUGCGUUAUCUAAGCUUGUCUAACAAUAAACUGCAAGAAUUACCUGUAGGUUUAUUUAAUGACCUAGAAAAAUUGGAAACUCUUAUGCUCUCAAACAACUUGCUUGGUCAGAUUCAGCCAUCAUUAUUUGCUUCAUUAAUUAACGUAAAAGAACUCAGUUUGUUAGGAAACAGCCUCCGUUCCAUACCAAGAGGGGCUUUUGACCAGAUGGGUGGACUCCUUAAAUUGAAUUUAGCCAAAAAUAAUCUCACACGUCUGCAUCCCAAAACUCUGGAUAAGGUCACUAAACUGCAGACUCUACGGCUGUAUGAAAAUCAGCUAAAGGAAAUCCCAGAAGGACUCUUGAAAACGCUGACCAGUCUGCAAGAAGUUGGAUUACAAAGUAACCAGAUCAGCCAAAUAUCUGCUGAUGCAUUCUCUAACAAUCCCGAUUUACAAAAAUUGUACUUAUCAAAUAACAAGAUCGCAUUGUUACCACAGGGUUUAUUUCUAAAUCAGCCUGAGCUCUCCAAACUUACAUUAUUUGAAAAUGCAAUAAAACACAUCUCUAUAGGAGUGUUUGGUACAAUGCCAAAACUAAAGGAACUCUGGCUAUAUGAUAACCAACUUGAGGCUCUCGUAGAUAAUGUCUUUUUCAACCUAACCCAAAUACAGUUACUAAUUAUAUCCAGAAAUCAAAUUCACUCCAUCUCUGCAGCUGCUUUCAAUGGCUUGGAUGAGCUCCUGGAACUCUCACUGCAUACCAAUGCACUUUCCACUUUAAAUGAAAAUGUUCUCCAGAGUCUUUCCAAGCUGCAGAAUAUAUCUCUCCACAGUAAUAGGAUUGAACAUCUGCCUACAGGUGUCUUUAGAAACAUGGACACUAUAAUGACCAUACAACUGCAAAAUAACUCGCUCGAGAAUCUACCUGAGGGUAUUUUUGACUCUCUUGUGAAUUUAAAUGAAGUAAAACUUAAUAAUAAUCCAUGGAAAUGUGACCUUCAACUUCUCCCUCUCAAGACCUGGAUUGACCAUAAUAAACACAAACUUGGGAACAACAGCCAGCUUGUGUGCACCAACCCACCUUAUGCAGGCACACCUAUAGCUGAGAUAGAUGAAAAACAAUUAGUAUCUUUGACUUCUCAAAUAGCACCAGGAGUGUUCCACACUUCUACAAUAGCACCAGAAGUGCUACACACUUCUACAGUGGCUCCAGAAGUGUUCCACACAACAAACCAAGAUACAACUGUCCAGUUUAUAUCAACAACACUAUCUGAGAAUUCAGCAGAUUCAUCCACUGAGGAAACCAAAGAAGAUGACAUUUCUGAUGAGUAUCCAACAGACAUUCCCCCUGAUAACAGAUUGCCUGGUGGAAACAAGCUGGUGGGUGUAGUUGUUGCAAUAAUAGUCCUGUGCUGUAUAGCAAUUGUUUGCACAGUUAUUGCUUGUGUAUUAUAUAACAGAAAGAAAAAGAACCAUGUCAUUGCCAUGAGAAUGAAGCAGCAAAGUGAAGCAUGAAGGAACUAUUGUGUAACUUACAAUCACUGAAAAACUUUUCCAACAAUAAUGUUUCUGGGGUUUGUACAGAAGCACUGUUAUAUGACUGUAUAGUCUAUCAGACUUUGCCUGGAGAUAACAAGACUUGGCACCCUGCAUCUUACAUAGCUGAGUCUUUACUCUUAUCCAUUCAGAAGCGGUCCUAAAAAGACGCAAUAAAGGGGAUAUCAUAAUAUUUUCUUAAGCGGAGGAGUGGAUCCACUCAAUAUUUUUCUCAACCACAUAACACUACUACUUAUCUGUAUAUAUCUAUGCACCACAUGCGUAUUUUAUUCUUAUGCUUAAACAAAAGAAUACUAUCCCCUUAUGGUCACAGCUGGUACUGCAUAUGCAUUUUUUUCUGCGGUAUACUCUCACAACCCAAGGCUGUAUUCAUGUUUUCCUGGGGGUUUUUUUGUGGGAGGAUUUAUUACAUUUUGUCCCGACAAGACUGACCAUUAUGAAUGUACAAUUAACUUCUCACCACAACAUUUGCAAAUUUGAGUAUGUUAUUUUUUUUAUAUAGUCACACUGACCAAAAUAAUUAUUUUGUAUAUAAUUGUAAUUGAUAGUCUUCUCCAUGGACUGUUAAUUGCUUUUUAUUGAUUUAAGUGCAUAAAUGGCAUAAUAGGUGUAAAAAAUAAAUAAAAAACAUUUCCAUGCUAAUUUGUAGGCAUAAUAACAUCUUUUAAGAAAUCUUGUGUACUGUUAUAAGAGCACACAGUAUUUGUACACACUUUUAAGAAGAAAUGUAGAUAUUAAGGAGGGAUUUCAAUUAUGUGCAAAUGAUUUCACAUGGCCGAAUCAGCGUGUCAGCAGCCGCACUUAACAGCAGCCCGAUCUUGCACAUAACUGUUCGCUACCUCAUAGGGUAGCGAGCACUUUUGAAUGAAUUUGAAAUUCGGCUAGGCGGGAAAAGGGUGAGAGAUGGGGUGCUGUUGCCAGCAUUGCAACAUUAUGGCAACGGCAAUUCGCACCCUUAGACUGCAAUUGAAUUCCUCCUAAAUCCAUUAUAAGUACAUAAUUAUAGUAUAACAUUUCCAUAGCUUAAAACGGUCUUGAGUAUAACACACCUAUUUGGAUUAAAUAUGCACAUCAUCAGGACUUUAUUCAUAGGUUAAAUUUACAAAGUAUAGUAGUCUGUCAUUCUUAGGUGAAAUGAAUAAUUUGUAUGUUUGACCAAUGAAGAAUAGCUUAGCACUUGUUGAAUUUAAGUUUAAAAGCUAAGUUCUAGCCAUUGAUUUUUACCUAACAACAUCACUCCCUACAUGCAGCAGAACCAUGGAUCUCAUGACAAUGACCAUAGCAUUUGACAGACCCAUCUUAAUAGGGCACUGUCUAAUUUGCACCUGUGUCACAAGCUGUUUGCCUUUGUCAACUCAGGGGCCUGAAACAAUGUAUACACAGGCAGACUUCUGUAAAACAGUAGCGGUAAGUGUCAUGAGACCUCUGGGGUUAGGGUAGUUAGCAUGAGGGGGCUGUUACUGUUUAGGUGGAGUUAGCCUUUAAGGGGUAACAGCUGGUCAGCAGUGCUUUUAUUUAGUUGUGCAUAGACUUUCUGUGUUGGUAUUAGGUUUGUUGUAAAUAUAACCAACCACUAUAACUUUGCUUUAUUAUAAAGUUUGAAUAUCUUUGUGGAGGAAUUUGACACAUAUUUAUUACUGUGACUGUACUUACUAUAGUACCUUGCUUCUAGUAUCAGGGUAUAAUAAAGAUACAGCCACAAAUUUACCACAUAAAUCAUUAAGCCCAUAGUAGUUCCUAGAACGUGGUAUCAGUGCCUUUUUGUUUUUAUCCGAGAACUGUUGACAAACAGGAGCCAAAGUAUCUUUUACAGACUCUUGUGUCAUAAACAGGAUGCAGUUAUAAUGCUGGCUGUCGGGAUCCCGGCGUUCAGGAGCCCGAUACUGGAAUCCUGACAGGCGACAUAUUACCAGCUGUCGGAAUGCCGACACCCGUCCGUAAUUCCCACUCAGUUGGUGAGUCCAUGCCACCAACCAAGUGGGAAUAGAACCUGUUAGCCCAUAUGGUCCGAACUGUGGUGAGCGUAGCAAGCCCAUGAGGGUACUUUCUGCCUGUAUGCCGGCAGAUGGGAUGCCGCUGUCGGUAUACUGAUAGUCAGAAUCCCGUCAGCCGGUAUAUCAUCCCCAUUCCGUCAUAAACAACCUUGAGAGUAGUUUAUAAACAGUAGUUUACCUGUGGAAGCAGUUCUAUGGACACCUGUACAGCCUCCGAGCAAAAAGGUAUAGUAAGUUAGUGCCUCAUUACACCCACCCACACAUACUGUAGGGGGGAAAUCAAUGGUGCCUGAUAAGUUUUGAGGCAAAAAAAAAAUGGUCUGUUAUCAUGAUUUUUGCCCAAUGGUGGUCAACAAGUAAUGCAAUUGCAGCCCGUUUUUUUCACCCAAAAUUUAAAUUUUUGGGUGAAAACACAUGGACCGGGAUAUGAUUGUGAAAACGGGUCAGUUAUUGGGGAUUUUUCCUGAAGUUGCAGCUCAUUGAAUUCCCCCCAUGGGCCUGAUUCUGAGGUAGGAGUAAAGCAGGAGCAAGUAACUUUUCACCUUAGCAAAACCAUGCUGGACUGCAGGUGGGGCAGAUAUAAAAUGUGUAGAAAGAUUUUGAUAUGAGAGGGGCAUGUCCAACCUUAAAUCUAAAUUAAUGUGUUAAAAAAACAGCUGUCUAGCAUUUGUAGGCUACAUGCAAAGGCAGCCAGUAUUUGCCAAGCAUGCAAAAAUUAGAAAAUAAAUGUAUUUGCACACUUUAUUAUUUAUUACGUUUCUUAUUUAGCGCAGCAAAUUCCGUUGCACAUUACAAAUUGUACACAAAACUGGAUAAUUACAAACAGUCAUAGAUGUAGGAAGGUCCUGCUUGCAAGCUUACAAUCUUUGCCUUGCAACGUGGUUUGUCCAGGUGAACAGUUACUUGCUUGUUUUUGCAUUACUCCCACCUCAGACUCAGGGCCACUACAUAGACCUUGACUUAGGGGGUCAUUCUGACCCGUUCGCUCGCUUUUUAUUGCAGCCAAGCAAACAGGUGCCCACUGCGCAUGCGCCAGCGCCGUAGUGAUUGACAGGCAGAGGCGGUCGCUGGGCGGGAGGGGACAGAACGGUGGCAUUUGGCUGCCGUUUUGUGGGUGCAGUCUGGCCAAUGCAGGCGUGGCCGGACCGUGCGGGGAGUGGCCCGCAGCGGCUGCGUGAUGUCAUACGCCGCCACUGCGGGCCGGGUAGCGACGAGUAGCUCCCGGCCAGCACGCAAAAGCUGCGCUGGUCGGGAGCUACUCUUGAAGUGCAAAGGCAUCGCCGCUGUGCAAUGCCUUUGCACUUCUGCAGAGGGGGACGGCACUGACAUGCGGGGCGGGCUAGCCCUGUGCUGGGCGUCCCCCCGCAUGUCAGUGUGAAUUUAACUCGGAAUGACCCCCUUAGUCAAUUCAGUUACAUGGACAGUGCCAGUGUUUCUGCUUUUAAUAGUGCAUUUCUGCCUUCUGAGUUCCCUGAAGCGGCACAAUCUGGCUUUUGGCACUAGGUAAAGAUAAGGUAAGGGGGAGGGAUCAUCACGUACUGUAGUUAAAGGCUAUGCUGGGGAAGGUUCUAAAAACAAGCCCCUCUAAAUGAACCCUGUUAGAUUCAAAUGUAAUUUUCUUACUCUAAAGUGAAACUAAAGGAAUAAUUUUAAUUCAAUUUAAACACACAAAGUAAAUAUUAGUGUUAAAAUGAAAACAUUUUAUUUAAUAUACAGUAACCUUAAUGUCACCUGUGUGGAGUCAUUUUACUGGUGGUCCGCUUCAUUUCACUGCCCAUUUUUGGGGUAAUAUUGAACCUGCUCCUCCAACUGCAAAAUGCUUAAACAGAGUAUCUAUGGAUAGAUAGACAGCGAGUAGAGAAGGUAUCUCAGUGCCUAUUUUCAUGGUAGUCCUCACAUAUGUGGUAUCCCAUUUUAUGAUUUAAAUGAUGCAUUGUUAUUUUUAAAUAUUUGUCUUUAUUUUGUAAUAAAAGUUCUACUUUGUAAAAAAAA
Molecule: messenger RNA, 6056 nt
Organism: Pseudophryne corroboree (corroboree frog)
Lineage: Eukaryota; Metazoa; Chordata; Amphibia; Anura; Myobatrachidae
Product: leucine-rich repeat-containing protein 15-like
Exons: 2
Coding region: 232-2028 (598 amino acids)
Cellular component (GO): extracellular matrix
Molecular function (GO): protein binding
Source: RefSeq, a predicted model, not a curated record